This is a messenger RNA of Camelina sativa (false flax), 1791 nucleotides long. Lineage: Eukaryota; Viridiplantae; Streptophyta; Magnoliopsida; Brassicales; Brassicaceae. The record is from RefSeq and is a predicted model, not a curated record.
UUUAGCUCGUCCUGUGUGUUUCUUCUCUCUUCAAGCCCUAAGCUUCUUUGAUCAAUCCAUCGUCACCCUUGUCGAUUCCUCCAAACCCUAGUUCCAAAUCCGAAUCAUAAUCCCUAGUUAUCGUAUCUUUCUACUUUGAUCUUUCUCAAUCCUCUAUAUUAGGCUUCCCAGUCUCGUCAACGGGGGUUUUAGCCAGCGCGCGGCUACAAGCUUCCCCAAGAGAAGUUGGAUGCUGAAAAAAUGAGUUCAUUCUCGAUUAACCGAAAGAAGACGCCAUUCCAGAAACACAGAGAAGAAGAAGAAGCUCGGAAGAAGAAAGCUGAGGACGAAACAGCUCGUUUGUAUCAAGAAUUCGUGGAAUCGUUUCAAGGGGAUAGUGCCACUACUAAGACUUUUGUUCGAGGUGGGACGAUUAAUCCAGGAGAGAAGCCUAAGGUUGAUUCUGAAGGUGAAAAGUCCAAAGAUGGGGGUUCCAUUUCAAAGAAGGGGAGUAGGUAUGUUCCCUCUUUCCUUCCACCACCACUGGCAUCUAAGGGUAAAGAACCGGAGAAGAAGAGGGAAGAGGAGAGGCCUAAGGAAAGAGAAAAGGGAAAGACUCGAAAUAUAGAUCAUUUCAUGGAGGAGUUGAAACGCGAACAAGAAAUGAGAGAAAGAAGAAACCAGGAUCGUGACCGUCAGGGCGAUAACUCGCCAUCUAGCCGCUUUGAUGAGCUACCUGAUGAUUUUGAUCCCAGUGGAAGGCUAGGAUCGUUUGACGAUGGUGACCCACAAACUACGAAUCUCUAUGUUGGGAAUCUUUCCCCAAAGGUUGAUGAGAAUUUCCUUCUGCGCACUUUUGGAAGAUUUGGGCCCAUAGCUAGUGUCAAGAUUAUGUGGCCAAGAACAGAUGAGGAGAAGAGGCGACAGAGAAACUGUGGCUUUGUUUCCUUCAUGAAUAGGGCUGAUGGACAAGCUGCAAAAGAUGAAAUGCAAGGGAUAAUAGUGUACGAGUAUGAACUUAAAAUUGGAUGGGGUAAAGCAGUAUCUCUACCAUCACAAGCAUUACCCGCCCCACCACCUGGACAUAUGGUUAUUCGGAGUAAGGAGGGCUGCAACUUGGUUUUUUCUGGUCAAACGGGUCCACCAAUAACUUCUGUUCCAAAUCAAAACUCUGAGCUGGUUCUUACCCCUAAUGUUCCGGAUAUCACUGUUGUUACUCCUGAGGACGAGCACCUCAGACAUGUCAUUGAUACAAUGGCUCUCUAUGUUCUGGAUGGUGAAUGUGCUUUUGAACAAGCUAUCAUGGAGAGGGGCCGUGGGAAUCCAAUGUUUAAGUUUUUGUUCGAGCUUGGCUCGAAGGAGCAUACUUACUACGUCUGGAGACUCUAUUCCUUUGCUCAGGGUGAUACACUUCAAAGGUGGAGAACAGAGCCGUAUAUCAUGAUAACUGGUAGUGGAAGAUGGAUACCGCCACCUCUGCCUGUAACUAGGACCCAGGAGCUCGAAAAAGAGUCUGCCAGCACAUAUGCAGCGGGAAGAAGCAGGCGUGCGGAAGUUGAGAGGACUCUGACCGAUCCCCAGAGGGAUGAGUUCGAGGACAUGUUGCGUAACCUUACUUUAGAAAGGAGUCAGAUUAAAGAAGCUAUGGGUUUCGCUUUAGAUAAUGCAGAUGCAGCUGGAGAGGUUGUUGAAGUUUUGACGGAGUCCCUGACCCUAAAAGAGACCUCAAUUCCAACUAAAGUUGCUAGACUCAUGCUUGUGUCUGAUAUUCUUCAUAAUAGCAGUGCANGUAUAAUCUAUAUGCUCACGUAG